Molecule: messenger RNA, 2022 nt
Organism: Colossoma macropomum (tambaqui)
Lineage: Eukaryota; Metazoa; Chordata; Actinopteri; Characiformes; Serrasalmidae
Gene: ccr9b
Product: chemokine (C-C motif) receptor 9b
Exons: 3
Coding region: 458-1552 (364 amino acids)
Biological process (GO): inflammatory response; G protein-coupled receptor signaling pathway; chemotaxis
Cellular component (GO): membrane
Molecular function (GO): C-C chemokine receptor activity
Source: RefSeq, a predicted model, not a curated record
UCUCUGCACCUUCACGGUUGAAAGCCCUGGUGUUCUGUCAGAUUUUGACUGGUCAUACCUGCUUCUCAUGGAAAGCAAUGUGAGAACUAUGGGUUCAGCUUUUGAGUCAUAUCACAAGAACCUUCAGUGCUUUCGGUGACAAGACAAAAAAGCACUGUGCUCAUCAUUCUCAGAGGAGAAGUGGAUGUGUUGUGAUUACUGCAGGACCACAAUAUGCAAAUUCUGAGAAGCCAAUCUAGGCGAUCCAAAAGAGCCCUGAAGAUAAGAGCACUGAAGAGAGAGAGAAGCAGAGAGAUUCAUCUUCAACACUGUAAGCAGUCAUGUGAUACAUGUGGUCAAGGCGACACGCUUUAUAAUGAGGCGAUGACUCGCAGGAGGGACUAUUCAUAACUACACUACGUGUCUCAUUGUGCUUCAGAUUUCCCCACUGCUCUCUUCAAUAACAGUUACCGGUAAAAUGGACAAUGAGAUUGACCCAACAUUUGAAACCUGGACGACACCAGACUAUAUGUCUAGUGGGACAGAGGACUAUGACGACAUAGAAAAUGAGAACGGCAUCUGUGAUAAGAGCUGGGUGAGGAGCUUCCGAGGCUCCUACGAGCCCCCUCUCUACUGGAUCAUCUUCGCAGUGGGAGCUGCGGGCAACCUCCUCGUUGUGUGGAUCUACACAACCGUGAAACAACGCCUCAAGACCAUGACGGACGUCUACCUGCUCAACCUGGCGAUAGCAGACCUCCUCUUCCUGUGCACGCUGCCGUUCUGGGCCACGGACGCCACCCAGGGCUGGGUGUUCAACGUCGCCGUGUGCAAGGGAGUCUCCGCCGUCUACAAGGUCAACUUCUUCUCCAGCAUGCUCCUGCUCACUUGCAUUAGCGUGGACCGCUACAUCGCCAUAGUCCGCGUGACCGCGGCCCACAACUUCAAGAGCAGGCGGAUGUUCUACAGCAAGCUGGCCUGCCUGGUGGUGUGGCUGCUGUCCUGCCUCCUGUCCCUGCCUGAGUUUCUGUUCGCUAAGGUGAAGGAAAACUCACGCGGUGACCACUCUUGCAGCCUGGUCUAUCCGGUCAGCAGCAACAACCUCACCAAAGUCAUGGUGCUGUGCCUGCAGAUCUCUGUAGGCUUCUGUCUUCCUCUGCUGGUCAUGGUGGUCUGCUAUUCCGUGAUCAUCCGCACGCUGAUGCAAGCCCGCAACUUCGAGAAGCACAAGGCGCUGAGGGUCAUCUUUGCAGUGGUGGCGGCGUUCGUCAUCUCCCAGCUGCCAUACAACAGUCAUCUGGUGGUCGAGGCGGCGCAAGCUUAUAACGCAACCAUGAACGAUUGCGAGGACGUCAAAGCCUUCGAUGUGGCCGGACAGGUAGUGAAGAGUCUGGCCUAUACGCACUGCUGCCUCAACCCGAUCCUGUACGCUUUCAUCGGGGUACGCUUCCGGAAUGAUCUGCUGCGCCUCUGCCAUUGCUUGACCGGGAUGGGCGGAGUCAACAAAGCCCAAGCGGUUCCCAAGAGACCCUCUGUUAUGUCUGACACGGACACCACCCCAGCACUGUCUUUGUAGCCUGAUGUUUACAAAUGACCAGUUAUCAACUGAUCAGCUGUUUCGAGCUGACCGGUCAUCACCCAACCCGUUUAUCACUCCUUCCAUGCACAUAUUCACCCCGCUCUCUUUUCACACGUUACACCUAAGCAUAUCAUGUAUAACAACACACAAACCAGUUCCGCAAAAACAGGACUCUUUCAAAUACACAUGCUGACCGUUAUAGAGAUAUAUAAUCAAUGCUUAUAAUAUUGUUCAAUGCAAUUUUCCUUUGUAGCCCAGUGUGGUAAUUACAUUUCUUUUAUACAGUGGUUGUGAGAUAUUUAGAUGUAGCCAGUAGCUUUGUUAUGUUCCUGGUUAAAGAGGUUACCCUUACGAAGUCAUGAUUUUAAACCUUGUACAUUGUUGUAAAUAAGUGUAUAGAAAAAGGUGGAUUGUUUUUGGAACUAAAAUUCUUCUGUACUUCUACAUUCAAAUAAAGUGCACUGAAA